UUACUAUACCUAUACUUUGGGAAUUACCUUUGGGUCAAGAAUGUAGUAUAGAUAAUAAGAAGAAGUCGGAGAAGAUGUUGGAAAAGAAAGCAUUAUGCAUUCGAACUUAUAUAUCAUGUAUGAAUACUCAAACUAGAACUUUACUUACUCAAAAUGGAUACGAUUUAUCAUCGUCACCACCUCAAGCUACUUUUGAUUAUCCAUCAUUUACUCAUAAAUUUAUAAUUAAUAAUUUAGUUUAUUUUAUUUCCAUAUAUUCACCACAAAUUAUUAAGAUAUGCAAAUUAAUAAUAAAUCGUUCAUUUCUGGAUUAUUUUAAAUUGGCUGAAAAUUUUUAUAAUAAAUUUAAUAAUUAUAGUGAUUUAAUUGGUUCAAUUCCCAAGUUACCUGGUGCUCCGAAAGUAUUUAAGAAAUUAGAAAGUUUUACUUCGAAGAUAGGAGAGUAUGAACGAAUUUAUCCAUUUUAUGAAUCAUUAAAAUUAAUUUGUGAUAAUAUUUUAAAUAUGGAUUUGAAAUUGAGUUCAACUAAUUCAGUAGAAUUAUUAGCAAAACUUAUUAGUGUUCAAAAACGGUUAGAAAAUCUAUCAAUUGUUGCUGAUGCUAGAUAUUAUCUAGACAAUAAUUCAAUAUUUUGGGCGAUCAUUAGUCAAAAAGAAACAUUAAAGAGUCUUCGUAUAAAAGAAGUAAAUUUUUUUCGUUUCAAGGGGAAAUCGUCACCAAUUGGACAAUUUAUUUCACUUCAAGAACUUCAUAUUGAAUGUUGUUCUGGAUUUCAUAAUUCAGAUUGCUUAUUCUUGGCUUCAUCAUUUACUCAAUUAAGUAGUAUUCAUUUUACAUAUACAUAUCAAGGUUGUCCUCAAGAAUUUAUUAAAAAAAUUCUCGAAACGGCCAAUACAAAUUUAAGAAAUAUUUUCCUAGAUUUACAUCCCACAAUUAUAUCUGAAAUAUUUUCAACAAUUUUAAAUUAUUGUAAAAAGAUUACCGAAUUAACUUUUCUAAAUUUGAAUCUUAAACAAGUAAUAGCAAUAUUUAAUAAUAAUUUUAUUGAAUUAAGAAAAUUUUCAUUUGAUUGUGGAAGAAAAAGAUUUGAUGCUAAUAAAUUAUUGUGUAAAAUGGCCGAAAAUGUACCAGAAUCACUUGAAACUAUUGAAAUUAGAAUGGGGAUAUUUAGUGCUAAUAGUUUAAGAAAUUUUUUUGAAGGUUGGGGUUGUAAAGAAAGAGGAGAAAAUAAAAAGUUUAUUGUAAACCGUACAGAAGAAGCGCAACUUUUUACAUUAAGUGAAAAACAUUUUAAAGUUAUUGAAGAAUAUGGAGUACAAUUUGAUAUAGAAGCCUAA
Diversispora eburnea is the source of this 1337-nucleotide messenger RNA. NCBI's taxonomy places the organism in Eukaryota, Fungi, Glomeromycota, Glomeromycetes, Diversisporales, Diversisporaceae. The record is from the annotation of a GenBank genome assembly.